Messenger RNA from Colletotrichum paranaense, 90 nucleotides. RefSeq lists its product as uncharacterized. The record is from RefSeq and is a predicted model, not a curated record. NCBI's taxonomy places the organism in Eukaryota, Fungi, Ascomycota, Sordariomycetes, Glomerellales, Glomerellaceae. The transcript has 3 exons. The coding region runs from base 1 to 90 and encodes 29 amino acids.
AUGAAGGCGACGCCUAUAAUGAUGUAUCUGUCCGUCUUCCGCAAGUCGACAUUGCGGAUGUGGUAUCUGCCUCUGACCGUAUUUCUUUAG